Molecule: messenger RNA, 574 nt
Organism: Medioppia subpectinata
Lineage: Eukaryota; Metazoa; Arthropoda; Arachnida; Sarcoptiformes; Oppiidae
Source: the annotation of a GenBank genome assembly
CGAAUUGGUGCCAAACAAAAAGUUUCACGUCUUUUAAAAACACAAAAACAUUGCCUUUUAAUAGUUGUCCACAAAAAUCAUGUUAUAUUUGAUUGGUUUGGGUUUAGGCGAUGCCAAAGACAUCACUGUUAAGGGUCUCGAAAUUGUCCGCAAAGCCAAACACGUGUUUCUCGAGGCCUACACUUCCAUACUAUCGGUUCCCAAAGAAACUCUUGAAGAGUUUUACGGCAGAGAAGUAGUGAUCGCUGACAGAGAUUUUGUGGAACAGUCUUCCGAUGAUAUACUGACCGAUGCUAUCGAUAAUGAUGUGGCCUUUCUUGUGGUCGGAGACCCUCUCGGAGCGACAACUCAUACAGACCUGAUCCUAAGGGCGCACCAGAAGGGGGUUCGACACCGACUGAUACACAACGCGUCGAUUAUCAACGCUUGCGGUGCUUCUGGUCUUCAGUUGUAUAACUUCGGGGAAAUCGUUUCGAUUCCCUUUUGGACCGACAGUUGGAAACCAAACAGUUUUUUCGAUAAAAUCUGCUCUAAUCUAAAGUCCGGUUUACACACACUCUGUCUCUUAGGUUAG